This is a messenger RNA of Spodoptera littoralis (African cotton leafworm), 1452 nucleotides long. The record is from the annotation of a GenBank genome assembly. NCBI's taxonomy places the organism in Eukaryota, Metazoa, Arthropoda, Insecta, Lepidoptera, Noctuidae.
AUGGCAUUAAAUAAGUAUAUGCACCCUCGCAACAUUUACAAAACCCCGCCUGAUUUCGGAAAAUUAUCAUUAUUUUAUCCAGAAUUUGCAGCCAUAUCUAAAAUGGAUAUAACUGGUAAAGUAGGAAUAGACUUCAAAGACCCACACUCACUCAGAGUCCUUACAAAAUGCCUGCUUAAAUCGGAUUUUAAUCUAGAAGUGGAUAUUCCUGCUGACAGAUUGGUUCCAACAUUACCUUUAAGACUUAACUAUAUUUUAUGGAUUGAAGAUUUAAUGGAAGUUACACAUAGAAAGGAGAAUAUAGUAGGGUUAGAUAUUGGAACUGGAGCAUGUGCUAUUUACCCUCUAUUAGGGGCUGUCAAAAAUAAAUGGAAAUUUGUUGGAACAGAAAGUGACGCAGAAAGUUUUACUAAAGCUGAAGAAAAUGUACAAAGAAAUAAUUUACAAGAACUUAUAAAAUUAACAAAAAACUCUACUAAAUGUAUUAUUUCUCAUCUAUUCACAUAUGAUGAUAAGGAACAGUUUGAUUUCUGCAUGUGCAAUCCACCUUUCUAUAGUAAUUUGCAAGAAUUGUGUGAAUCACGGAGCCCAGCAAGACUGCCUCCAAAGAAUGGGUUUACAGGAUCUCCGCAGGAGUUAAUCACAGAAGGAGGGGAGCUAGAAUUUUGUAGACAGCUCAUUAGAGAGAGUAAACAAUACAGGGAUAAUAUACUAAUAUUUACUACAAUGGUAGGUCACAAAUACAAUUUAAGUGUAUUAUUACAAGACUUAAAGUCAGAAGGAAUUAGUCACACUCAUGCUGAGUUCUGUCAAGGUCGGGUUACUAGAUGGGGACUAGCUUGGACAUAUCAACAGUAUGAUUUAUAUGAAUUAGUACCUCCGAGAGGAAAACCAAGGAAGAAACAUAAACCAACAAUUUUCUUACUGCCUGAAUUAACUAGUUGUGAAGGUAGUGUUGAAGUAGCUUUAAGUAAAAUAAAAGAGAUGCUUGACAUUUUAUGUAUUCAACACAAAAUACUUGAUAAGAGAGGAGGCAAUAUCACAUUGGAUAUUGUAGCAAAAAAUAACACUUGGUCCAAUCAAAGACGAAAAAGAAGACUCCAAAAUAGAACGGAAACUGUUGCUAAAGUGCCAAAAUUACAUAUAGAACAAGAAAGUACAAUACCCAAUCCAUUAAACAAUCAAGUAGAUGGUGAGUCAAAACUUGAAGUUUCAGAAGCAUCAAAAUCAUUAAACAUUGAUAAUAUUACUAAUCAAAGUGAAAUAAGUGAAAGUAAACAAGAUACAAGUUCAGUUAACUCUGCAAAUAAAACUGAGCCUCUAGUGCAUGCCUUUUUGAAAUUAGUGAAGAAAGUUGAUAAUAUCCUCCUAGAAUUAGAGUUUCUUGAUGGCUGUGCUGGAAAGGAAGGCUUACAUCAAAUAGCACAAUAUAUUAAAAACAAUUGGAAAUAA